UGCCUAGAUUUCAGAUGCAUCAGGAUGAUCAGAGUCAUGGUGUGAAGGAACAUGCAGGCCAAGGGAGAGGAGUGUAGCAUAAAUACUGUGCAGAGAGAGGGGCUGACUGCAAGAAAAGCUCUAAAUCUGCACAGCCAGUUCAGAGACCUGUAGUUUACUGUGGAGCCUGAAGAGGGGUUUGCUCAGCGCUGGAGAGCCUUGGCUAGAACAGAAACUGCCUGCUCACCCACCUCGCUCAACUAACUUCCUGUGAUGUCAGCCUGGAGGAAGUAGCAGUUUGGAUACAAGUCAGUCAGACUGUAUGAAGUAAACAGAGAGCGAAUCAACGAGGUGUGACAGGGUGGGUAUAUUGCGUGACCCCAAGGAUGGUCCGGAUUUUGGCCAACGGAGAUAUUGUACAGGAUGAUGACCCCCGGGUGAGAGCAAAUGCUCAGCACAGGGAGAACACCUCUCGGCAGGAGUUUUUCAACGUGGCGCCUAAUGCAGGCCAUGCUCCACCGCAGCAGCAGGCUGCCAGGCCUGGGGGGCGCUCUCCGUUUUCGGAACUGAACCAGCAGCUAGUGAACAUGGGAUUCCCCCUCUGGAACCUCGGUAACCAGGUGGUGGAGCCAGUGAUGUCCAUCCUGCUGCUUUUCCUCCUCAUGAUGGGAGGCAGAGCAUCUGAGAGGGACUCUGACAGAGAUGGGGCUUCAACGCUGGGGGCCCCCCAUUGUGAGCUCGAGUGACGGAACUAAUCCUGUUAGUAAAUCGUUCCUGCUCUUUCCACAGAAGAGAAGCUCCUUGUGAAAAGAAACAAUAAGGGUGAGCAUAAGGGAUUUGGGUGCUUCUACAACGGACGUGUUAAUCACCAGACCUAAUCUCCUAAACGACUGUGUUCCCGUGUCAGGUUGAAUUUGAAGCCUGGAUGCUCAGAGUGAGUUUGAGGGCUAGUGCAGUAGGCUCCAGUCAGGCAGGAACUUAAUGUAUCCUAAAAACUGAUUAAUUGAAAUGAAUUAAACCCUGUUAAUACCUUCUCCAGCCUGGUUCUUUUGUUACUAUUCCAUACCAGCUUCAGUCCUAAACUUCUCACAAUACUAGGCUGCUAUGUCAUUUUUAACUUAAGGUAAUUUGUCUCCUAUACCUCAACAGGCAUGAAAGUUGCGUUGCUGCUGAGGAUGCUGUGUUUUGUAACCUGGACAUGUAUCCGUCCCCAGCAUCCCAGAAUUACGUUAAGGUAUACUAUGCUAGUGGAGGUACUGUCCGUUUUAACCAGGCUAUUCUCUGCAUUCCAAGGUCUCAAUCAAGUGCUACGAAACAUUAUGUGUUGAUGUUAUUUAGUGAACCAUAUUGCACAUUAGCACAGUUUUAAGAGAUAUUGGGCUUGUAGCAGGCAGAUUAAUGAGUCACAAUUUUGUGAUAAUUUACAUGGGUAAGCAUUUGUGAAAGACAAGAGGCAAGCUCCUAGCCCAAGGUCAGAGCUUCUUAACACCUUCAACAGAAGAAAAAGGCCAUGACUUACAUUGGCUUGCAUUUGUACAAAAUCAGUAGAGAAAUAUCUUUUAGGAUCUUUCAAUGUUGGAGAUUUAUUUUGAUUCAUAUAGAGUACAGUAACAAAGGGGUUGUUGGCCAUGCCAGUCUUAAAUCCUGGAAAACACCCUUUCUAAGACUAGGUGAGUGGAUGAUGGUGAAUGUGCAUGCCAGGGGAAUGUGUCUGUGUAUUUGUGUGUGUGUGUGUGUUUAAGCACACGUCGAGUAUGUGUCUCAGGCACACAUGUCUUACAGGAUUGUAUUCAUGCAUGCCUAAUAUGUGCUAAUUUUACAUGUCUUCUGCAGGGUCACUUAGCUAUUUCCCAUAUGUGGAUGUAUAUCAGUCAUGCAUGUCUUUGCUUGUGCUGGCCAGACACACAUGCCUUCAUGUUGGAGCUCUCGGCACCAAUUUCGAACGUAUUAAUAUAAUUAAUUAACAUGCAAUUAAUUAGUUGAUUGAUUAACAUAACUCUGUUAAGCUU
This is a messenger RNA of Mauremys mutica (yellowpond turtle), 1988 nucleotides long. It is a transcript of the gene FAM241B, whose product is annotated as family with sequence similarity 241 member B. The record is from RefSeq and is a predicted model, not a curated record. NCBI's taxonomy places the organism in Eukaryota, Metazoa, Chordata, Testudines, Geoemydidae. Gene Ontology annotation, cellular component: intracellular membrane-bounded organelle. The transcript has 4 exons. The coding region runs from base 366 to 725 and encodes 119 amino acids.